Molecule: messenger RNA, 390 nt
Organism: Saccoglossus kowalevskii
Lineage: Eukaryota; Metazoa; Hemichordata; Enteropneusta; Harrimaniidae
Product: placenta-specific gene 8 protein-like
Source: RefSeq, a predicted model, not a curated record
AUGGAAGAAAAAACGGGUGGUGCUCAAGUUGUGAUGUCCCAACCAUCUUAUGUGCAGUCGCAAAACCCCAAUAAUACUACGAACGUAAUUGUGGUGGAACAAAAUGGAUUCUGGUCAACGGGACUGUUUGGCUGUUUCGGUGACCUCGGAAGUUGUUUGGCGGCUACCUUCUGCUUACCGUGCUACCGAUGUUACUUGGCAGAUAAAGUGGGUGAAAACAUGUGUAUGCCAUGCUGCGUUUGUCCACCCAAUGACUUAAUAGUAUUACGAAUGAAGAUAAGAACCAUGAAUAACAUACAGGGUGGUGCAAUCAGCGACUGUUGUGCAUCUUAUUGGUGUCCUUGUUGUGCUGCAACUCAGAUUUCACGGGAAUGGGACAGUGGUCAUUAG